AUGGAGCAGGCCCGCUGUGGAGGCUCUGAGGCCGAGGCCGAGGCCGGCCUGGGGACAGGACCAAGGACCAGCGGGAGCCGGUGCCAGGAGGAUGCUGCGGUGCAGGGCUGCUCCCGGGGGCCCCUGAGGCUUCUCCUCUUGGGGAAGGAUAGGGCAGGAAAAAGUGCCACAGGAAACACCAUUCUGGGCAAAGAGGUGUUCCUGUCCAGAUUCAGUGAGAAGCCGGUGACUGAAACGUGCCAGAGAGAGAGUGGGACCGUGAGAGGGGAGGAGGUUGUGGUCAUCAACACCCCCAACCUUUUCUCCUCAACAGCUUGUGUCAACGACAAGCAAGGAGCCAUUAAACACUGCUGGGAGCUUUCUGCCCCCAGCCUGCAUGUCCUGCUUCUGGUGAUCCCCAUCGGCCACUAUAACGAGGAGGACAGAGAGACAAUCGAGGGCAUCCAGCAGGUGUUUGGAGCGGGAGUCUGGAGGUACAUCAUUAUCAUCUUCACUCGGAAGGAUGAUUUGGAUGUUAAUUCCAUGGAAGAUUACUUUCAAGACCACACAUCGCUUGGAAAGUUGGUUGAAAACUGUGGAAGACGCUACUGCGCUUUCAACAACAAGGCAAGUGAGGCUGAGCGGGACAGCCAGGUGGGAGAGCUCCUCUCCAUGAUCAAGUGUUUGGUGGAUAAGAAUGGAGAACCCUAUCCCGUAAAUUUCAACAAUGAAGGCAAUGGAUCCCAGGUCUGUGUGAAAGAAGCUACCUCUCAGGAGGAGGACUUUCCACAUGGGGAGCAGCUGCAGGCCACAGGAUCUGAGCCGAUCCCUGGGAUGCCAGAACUAACGGUCCUGCUUGUGGGGAAGCGUGGCGUUGGAAAAAGCACAGUCGGGAAUAUCCUUCUGGGGAAGCGAGUCUUUGUGACCGAAUUCAGUGACGAAUCAGUAACCAAGAAGUUUAAGUCUGAGAGCAGAAUCUGGAGAGGGAGGAAAAUUUUGAUCAUUGAUGGUCCAGACUUAUUAUCUUUAAAUGACUUUAAAUUAGACCUUAGGAAACAUGCCCCUGAGGGCCCCCAUGCCUUCCUGCUGGUCACCGCACUGGCCUCCUCAACUGAGAAAUUCUCACAUGAAGAGAUUUUGAACACAAUCCAAAAAUGUUUUGAAGACAAAUUAGCUAAGUAUAUGAUUGUGCUCCUCACAAGGAAAGAUGAUCUAGAGGACCAGAAAGUAGAUAUGCUUUUAAACAGCAAUAAAGCUUUCUACAGUAAGCUUGUAGAGAAUCCUAAAAACCAAAUCAGCAUCUUCAACUCUAGAGUGACAGGAAAAGAGGAACAAAGCCAGGUAGAUGGGCUCCUGCAAAAAGUUGUGAAAAUGGUGCAACAGAAUGGAGACAAGCCUUGCAACUUCAAAAAGGAAGAGCCCCUGCGCAUUGUCCUCGUGGGGCGGAGCGGAGCUGGGAAGAGUGCCACCGGGAACUCCAUCCUCGGGCGUAACAUCUUCACCUCUAAGCUCAGUCCCCAGACGGUCACCAAGGCGUUCCAGAAGGGCAAGAGGACAGUGGCGGAGCAGGAGGUGGAGGUGGUGGACACUCCUGACCUCCUAACCCACUUACAGAAGGUCGAAAGCUCUGAGCUCAGUCCUAAAAGUAACACGGUUCUAGUCCUGGUGCUCCAGCUCGGAUGUAUCACGGCCCAGGACAGAGAGGUGGUGAUGGCACUGAAGUCCACGUUCGGAAGUAAUGUUAUGGAACGCAUGAUUGUGCUUUUCACCCGGAAGGAAGACUUGGGGGACGAGGACAUUAAAGAUUACUGCAAAAACACAGACACAUUUCUUAAGGAGACCAUUAAAAAGUGUAACGGGCGAGUUUGUGCUUUUAAUAACAAAGAAACCGGCCGAGCUAUGGAAGACCAGGUAACAGGCCUUUUGCAAAUGGCCGAUAAGCUGAUACGUAACUGUAAAUGGUCUGUGGAAGGGGAGAAAGUCAGGAAAAUAACUGAAGAUGCCCAGGAAAGCAAAUAUUUCGGAAACGCAAUCACAAAAUUAAAAAAAUAUAUUUCAUAG
Pipistrellus nathusii (Nathusius's pipistrelle) is the source of this 2040-nucleotide messenger RNA. The record is from the annotation of a GenBank genome assembly. NCBI's taxonomy places the organism in Eukaryota, Metazoa, Chordata, Mammalia, Chiroptera, Vespertilionidae.